UGAUUAUCCCGUAGCUUCAUAGUACGGAAGUAAUCCACAACAAGGAAGGCUCAUUCGUGCUAAUAAUUGCAACUUUUACUUGCACGUUUAUUGUAAUCACCUUAUCGACCAUCCAUUAAGCAAUGGACGGGUCCAUAAGCGCGUCGUCGGACACCAUUGCCGGACCCCCGCCUCAUUUUAGAACGAAUGAAGGCUCCUUGGUUUCUGCCCUCAAGACGUUGUUGUUCUUCACGAUCUUGAUGGUCACGCUUCCGAUUGGCUUGUACUUUGCUUCUAAAGCUUACAUUUUUGAAGGUUCAAUGAAGAUGUCAAACUCUGACAGCUACUUCUAUGCCGCCAUCGUCGCCGUGCUGGCUGUGCACGUGGUCUUGGCCUUGUUUGUUUAUGUGGCCUGGAAUGAAGGCACACCCAAAGGGAAAGGGAAAUACGAAUAAAGCAUAUUUUCAUUGAUGCUAUUAGAUGGAAAAAGAUGCAAAGACACUGGAAAGGGUUGUUGAGAACUCUCACUUCCCUGGCUCAACCUGUAACACCUAGCAGGCAGAUAACACAGUUCAGCAAUCUGGUGUGUGUUGAGCUUCUUCAGUUUAGGUAUAUGGAGGCUGCUGGAUGUGAUGGUCUCAAAACCCCCUUUAAUUGAAAGAGGGGCAGCUUUUAAGGAACAUGUUUGUAAUUCAUCAAAGAGUCACAAGUCUGACAUGUAGCAAAACAUCUUCCCUUUUUCUUUGUUAUCUACGACAUUAAGCCGUUUGAUUCAAAAUUGUUCCCGAUCUUUUGACCGUGAAUGUUGUCACGCGUUCUUGCUCCAUACUUAAUUUACAUCAAAGAAAAUAAAAAAGUAGGAUAUUGCAGUUUAUAUCAUGUGACAAUUGUGCAGCGUUGUGUUUUUGUUUUGUGUCAGGGGCAGUUUUUUUUUGUCCUUCAUGUAUGGCCGGUAUUUGAUGAUGUACAUCAGUGUGAGGUCAAUUAGUGAUCUUGUGAAAUACGCUUGUGAAGUUGUUCUCUUAUGUUUAUCUCUUAUGUUUUGUUGGUGGUGAUGCCCUUCAAAGAUGGUUUUAUUGUUGUAAAAACAAAAAUAAAGCACUUUGCUAGUCA
Molecule: messenger RNA, 1092 nt
Organism: Corythoichthys intestinalis (scribbled pipefish)
Lineage: Eukaryota; Metazoa; Chordata; Actinopteri; Syngnathiformes; Syngnathidae
Gene: vma21
Product: vacuolar ATPase assembly factor VMA21
Exons: 3
Coding region: 123-434 (103 amino acids)
Biological process (GO): vacuolar proton-transporting V-type ATPase complex assembly
Cellular component (GO): endoplasmic reticulum membrane
Source: RefSeq, a predicted model, not a curated record